AUGGCAAGUAAUCAACCCGCACCCAGCAAACGCGGUAUUGUCUCCUACGGCUCCUACAAGACAGGAGGAUGGAAGCUCAAGGACAUCACUCUCCGUCCCUUAAAAGAGAAAGAACUCCUGGUCGAGAUCGUAGCCUCGGGAAUCUGCCAGACAGAUCUGCAUUUUGCAGGCGCGGAGAGUGGAUUCGGCGUGCACUAUCCCCGGAUCAUGGGCCAUGAAGGCGCCGGAUACGUCCGCGGAGUGGGCCCCGGGACACACAUUGCCCAAGUGGGCGACCCGGUCAUCCUCUCCUUCUCCGCGUGCAAGGGCUGCGAGCCCUGCGAGAGAGGCCAUCCCGCGCAUUGUGUCAACUUCGACGCGAUAAAUUUCGAGGUGGAGGCCGACAACCUUGUCUUCAGUGAGGCAUCCACCGCGGGGGAGCCGAGCAUCUACGGGAGAUUCUUCGGCCAGUCGAGUUUCUCGAGCUACUCGAUCGUCCGCGAAGACUCAGUGGUCAAUGUGCGCGGGGUGGUCGAGACCAAGUCGGAGCUGCAGUUGCUGUCGCCUCUGGGAUGUGGGAUUCAGACCGGGAGCGGGGCGAUCCUCAAUGCAGCAAAGGCUACUGCGAAGGAUCGGGUGGCUGUCUUGGGUCUCGGAGGGGUCGGGUUGAGUGCCGUCAUGGGCGCGAAGAUUGCAGGCUGUGCGCAGAUUAUCGGCGUUGAUCGACAUGCUUCGCGUCUGGAAUUGGCGAAGCAACUGGGUGCUACGGAUGUAGUUCGGGUGGAUACAACGGCGGACCCGCAGACUGUAUCAGAUGCUGUUCUGGCGGUGACGAAGAACCUGGGUGUUAACAUCGUGCUGGACACGACUGGUGUGCCGGCGCUGAUUGCCCAAGGGGUCAGGAUGGCCUCAUGCAAGGGGAAGAUUCUGCAGGUUGGCACGGCGCCGGAGACGGGGACGUUGACAAUCCCGAUCCAUGAGUUCAUGGUAUCAGGGAAGCAGUUUAUGGGGGUGGUGGAGGGAGACGUGAAUCCAAAGGAGUAUGUGCCUAAGAUGGUCCAAUGGGUGCAAGACGGGAGUCUGCCUCUGCGAAAGAUUGUCAGAUUUUACAAGGCCGAGGACUUUGAGCAGGCGAUCCGUGAUAUGCAGUCGGGGGAGACGAUCAAGCCAGUCAUUUUAUGGUAG
Molecule: messenger RNA, 1164 nt
Organism: Aspergillus thermomutatus
Lineage: Eukaryota; Fungi; Ascomycota; Eurotiomycetes; Eurotiales; Aspergillaceae
Product: NAD(P)-dependent alcohol dehydrogenase
Exons: 2
Coding region: 1-1164 (387 amino acids)
Molecular function (GO): oxidoreductase activity
Source: RefSeq, a predicted model, not a curated record